Molecule: messenger RNA, 2004 nt
Organism: Actinia tenebrosa (Australian red waratah sea anemone)
Lineage: Eukaryota; Metazoa; Cnidaria; Anthozoa; Actiniaria; Actiniidae
Product: membrane-associated progesterone receptor component 1
Cellular component (GO): endomembrane system; endoplasmic reticulum; membrane
Source: RefSeq, a predicted model, not a curated record
UUGGGCUACCUGUGGUUGCCUGUGGUAGUCUCUGUCAUGUGACCUCGUUUUUCUGGUGCAAUUCAGUGCAAUUCUCUUUUCAAAAGACCAAUAUGGGGCUGGAUUCAAUCGUCCCUUCAAUCCUUAAUUUCCUUUCCUCGCUCUCUUCUCCAAUCCAGAUCUUACUCUUAGUGGCUGUUGUGUUUGUAAUAAGAAAAGUCUUAAAGGCAAAAUUCGAUAGACCGAUAGAAGAAGAGCCUGAAAGGCCGCUCGAACCGUUCAAGAAGCGGGACUUUACGAUCGACGAGCUGAAGGAAUAUGAUGGAAUCAAAUUUCCUUAUGUUUUAAUGGCAGUCAAUGGCAAAGUAUUCGACGUGACUAGAGGAAAGGACUUUUAUGGACCAGGUGGACCUUACAGUAACUUUGCUGGACAUGAUGCAAGCAGAGGACUGGCUACAUUUUCAUUGGGCCCAGAAGCAAUUCAAAAURAGUAUGAUGACUUAUCAGACCUAAAUAGUAUGCAGAUGGACUCACUUAGGGAAUGGGAAACACAGUUUUUGGAAAAAUAUUACCUGGUUGGACGAUAUUUAAAGCCUGGAGAAAAGCAUCAACAGUAUGAAGAAUCUGAAACUGAAGAAGAAGAUGGGAAAAGUGAAAAGAAGGAAAAYUAGACUGGAGAGUUAGUAUAGCAUAGGAUGUAAUUAUUGUUUAAGAUUUGAAUAGCAAAUCUUUAGAAGUGUGAAAUCAUACUUUAUUUCAAGUUCAUGUCAAAGAAAUUUAAGCAUCUGGAUAUACCUGCUGAUUUUGUAUUGUCUAACAGCCAAUCAGAAAAAAAUGGUUCAUAGCUCUACAKGUGUCAACGUAAGGGGCUGAACCUUGCAAAGAAUUCAAAUUUUUUUWAAAGCACAAACUAAAUUUGAGUGAAGUAUUUUGGCUCGAAAGAAAGUUUGAUAUAUUUACAUCAUACUUWAAAAAGGCCUUCCUUCAUUAAAAAUGAAACACAAAUAACAACCUAAUAAUUAUGGAAAUCAAUGAUGCACCAAAUUAAUGUGAAUCUAAUUUCAAGUUAAUUUGAACGUGAAGGUGGCUGCCUACCUUAGGAAAAAGUUUUCRAAUCACGUUUUUUAAGCCCAAAUUUAAUGAUUUUAAAUCUUGAAAGAAAAAGGGGUUUUCCUGAGGUCAUUUUYGAGAUAAUCACAGUUAAGCAUAUCAACAACUUUUGAGGAAAAAGAAACGACAAAAAUGUCAUGAAAAAAAUUCACAUGUCACUGGUAAUCAMACUUUUGACUUUAAUUUUUCAGAAAUCAUAAAUUAUACAUGAUUUUACAUAAUAUUAUAUAAGUGAAAUAAUUUAAAUAAAGUAAAAAAUGUUUAGAAAUAUAGUAAGAAAUAAUUAUUUAUUUGUUUGAAUUUUUCUAUAGUAGGCAGCCACCUUAAUUAAGGCCCUGUCCACACUAUGCCRGAUAAAUUUGAAUCCGUAACUUUCACACCGAAACCGGAAAAAAGUUUUCCGUCCACACAUGAAAAUGGAGAAAAAAUUUCGUGUCAACACUAGACCAUAUUCGAAAAAAUUCGUUUUCGGUAAAGAAUUGUUCUGGAUUCGCCUUCAAAWUUAUCCAGCAUAGUGUGGACGGGGCCUAAUUUACAACAAAAAUUUACAURCAUUUUUUACUUUUACUUUUAGUAACAUAGAACAUUCAUGAAUUUAGAAGGCACAUUUAUUUAAGUGGCAAUAAUUUAGUGUACAUGUAUCAUUAAUUUCUUAUAAUAAGGUAUCAGAGAUCACACUUAGACAUCUUUUACUUGUAGGUCCUGUUUUACUCUCUGUUCUAAAUGUAGAGUCUCUUUGUAAUAGAGAAUGUUCCAUUUUAAACCAAAACAAUGAGCAGCAUAGAGGUUUCUGUUUACCUUGCUUUUUAUGGUUAUAAAAAUAAAAGAGUUUAUUGUGUUUUGAUUGCCUUAUGAUAACUCUAAUAUAAAAAUGCUGGAGCUGCAGUCCGGUGUAAAUAAAAAUACUUAAAAGUA